AUGGACCCAAAUCCUCGGGCAGCCCUGGAGCGGCAACAGCUCCGCCUUCGGGAGAGGCAGAAAUUCUUUGAGGACAUUUUACAACCAGAGACAGAAUUUGUCUUCCCUCUGUCCCACCUGCAUCUUGAGUCACAAAGACCCCCCAUAGGUAGUAUCUCAUCCAUGGAAGUCAAUGUAGACACACUGGAGCAAGUAGAACUUAUUGAUCUCGGGGAUCAGGAUGGAACAGAUGUGUUCUUGCCUUGUGAAGAUCCUCCACCAAUGCCCCAGACUUCUGGGGUGGAGGACCAUCUAGAGGAGCUGAGCCUGCCAUUGCCCGCGCCAGACAGGACUACAUCCCGGACCUCCUCCUUGUCCUCUGAUUCUUCCACCAACCUGCAUAGUCCAAAUCCAAGUGAUGGUGGAGCAGAUACACCCCUGGCACAGUCUGAUGAGGAGGAGGAUGGGGGCGAUGGAGGAGCAGAGCCUGGAACCUGCAGCUAGCAGUGGGCCCCUCCUGCAGACUGACCAUGCUGGCUAUUCUCCAAGUGGGACCCUAGGCCCAGCCAGAGCCCUUCAGGAGGAGAUCAGACACUUUGCUUACAGUCAGCACCAAAGGGAGGGGAGGAUGGUGGGAUAGCGUACCUCUCUGAGCAUUAACCCUCUUGCUUUUCUGCUAACCUUUCCCGCUGCAACCCUUCCACCAGGUUUUGGCUUACUUCAGAGUUGGACUUGUAAGUGGGGAGUUGGAAAAUGAGGUAGGACAAGAGGCCACUGCUUUUCUUAGCUCUGCUUCCUCCCUAAUCAUCCUGUCGUCUUCCAGUAGAGCCUCCUAAACCAGUGUCUCUGAGUGGACGUGAACUCCUUAGCACUCCAAAUGAGGUGGUACUUCAGCUAUUUUGCCUCCUUACGUCCUUUUUGGAAAAAGACACAGUAUAAAUAAUAAACAAAUAAUAAUAUACCAACCAUUCCACUUC
Molecule: messenger RNA, 956 nt
Organism: Sciurus carolinensis (gray squirrel)
Lineage: Eukaryota; Metazoa; Chordata; Mammalia; Rodentia; Sciuridae
Gene: Dbndd2
Product: dysbindin domain containing 2
Exons: 3
Coding region: 1-483 (160 amino acids)
Biological process (GO): negative regulation of protein kinase activity
Cellular component (GO): cytoplasm
Source: RefSeq, a predicted model, not a curated record